Messenger RNA from Microsporum canis CBS 113480, 921 nucleotides. RefSeq lists its product as hypothetical. Gene Ontology annotation, molecular function: ATP binding; protein serine/threonine kinase activity. Lineage: Eukaryota; Fungi; Ascomycota; Eurotiomycetes; Onygenales; Arthrodermataceae. The record is from RefSeq and is a predicted model, not a curated record. The coding region runs from base 1 to 921 and encodes 306 amino acids. The transcript is spliced from 2 exons. Gene Ontology annotation, cellular component: cytoplasm. Gene Ontology annotation, biological process: protein phosphorylation.
AUGGAAACUAUCGGGUACGGCGUGACUGCUCUCGUUACUAAAACGAAGAGCUUGACUGUUAUGAAACAGCCCUUCCCUGGAUAUGAGCAUGAGAUUGCCUUCGAGCGACAGGUUUAUGAGAAGCUGGGUAUACAUCCCCGGAUUGCUAAAUACCGCCGUGCCAUAAAACACGCCUUUGAAAUGGACUAUUACCCACACGGCUGCAUCGACAAAGCAAGACGUGACAUGGGGCCUGAGAUACCGUAUCUCAAAUGGGCUGAACAGAUCGCAGAAGGCCUGGUUUUCAUACACAGCAAGGGCAUCAUUCACUGUGACCUACGGUCACCCAAUGUCCUUGUUACCGAUACCCAGGACGUUGUCCUGGCUGAUUUUGCCUCGAGUUCAAUGGAUGGUGUCAGGGUGUCCGAUGUGUCAAAUAAUACGAGAUAUCGACCACCCAGCUUUGAUGAGCUAAAUCCUCAGUAUACCAUCCAGGACGACAUCUUUGCGUUUGGCAGCGUUGUAUACUACCUCGUUGCGGCCGAGGAUCCGUAUAAAGAUCGAACAGAUGAAGAAGUUAUCGAGCUCUACUCCGCCGGUUCCGUCGCUAGCAAGUGUUGGCAUGGUGAAUACUCUAGUGCUGCCCAAGUGUUGGAUGAUGUUCGUCAGUAUAAACUAGUCCAGAAAUCGAUCCUCGCAUUCUUGCUGACUCGUUUCCUUUGGCUCUAUAGGCAACCUGGGCUUCGAGUCGUCCUUAGCAUUACGUUGCCCAGUUUACUUCCGGUUUAUCUUCCGCGUAACGCGGUAUCUGAAACUUUCACAGUGGUCUUCACUUUUAAGCCAGAAUCUGUCGAAAUUUCUAUCAUUUCUCACAGGAGGUCAAUGAUAAACGGCCCAAAUUUCUCAGUACUCCACAUCCCCUACAUAUAUACCUAUAUAUGA